AUGCCAUAUGACUACCAAAGCGAGGGCGUUGUGUCGGAGGAAGGUGCAAAUCCAUUUCUCGAGCACCUUCCCCCUGAUACGCCCGUCUAUCGUUACGACCGGCAGUGCGUUAUUGAGAGCCUCCUUCCUCCGUAUUCCGUCAAGGAUCGCUUCGUUGUCAUCAAAGACUUCCCGCCAAAGAAAAUUGACAAAGACGAGGACUUACCAAGAUACUGUGAUUACUCGCGACCACAUCAAAUACUUAUCAUCAAGAUGCCCGGUCAGCCGCACGAGGAGGCAGCUGCCAGUUUCGAAAAGAUGAUCACAAUAAUUGCCAAUGACAUGCAAGUCAUUCGACGAAUUGCGUUCUGCGGAGCCACUCGAGUCAGUACCCCGGACCGAGACAAGCAGGCCGACCGGUCAUGGAAGCCAAGGCGCCAAGCGAGAAAAUUCCCUACGGUAGCCUUGGAAGUUGGCUUUGCAGAAACAACUGCGAAGCUAGAACAGGAUAUCGCUUGGUGGAUCAAUGAAUCGAGAGGCGAAGUGGGAAUGGGGAUCACGGUCGACAUCAAACGAUCUGGCUGCAUCGACAUCAAAUCCUGGAUCCCGGCAUUCGAUCCAUCCCUCCGUGACCAUGUCACAGCAAGCGGCCGCCACGUCAACAAUACCAAUAACCUUCCACCACCUCAGGUUGCCCAGAGAGUUCUCUUCAAGAGAGGAAGAGAUGAGUCCGGUUCUGCAAUUGAAGGGGGUGGCCUAACCAUACCAUUCCACACUCUCUUUUUGGAUGAACCUGGCGAAGGCGAAAGGGAUUUUGUGUUGACAGUAGAUAUGUUAUUACUUCAUUUGGCGGGAUGUGUCUGGGAUGCUAUCGACGAUGAAGAGAUCAAGGCCAGAGAGAGAGUCUACUGUUAG
Penicillium alfredii is the source of this 894-nucleotide messenger RNA. RefSeq lists its product as uncharacterized. Lineage: Eukaryota; Fungi; Ascomycota; Eurotiomycetes; Eurotiales; Aspergillaceae. The record is from RefSeq and is a predicted model, not a curated record. The transcript has a single exon. The coding region runs from base 1 to 894 and encodes 297 amino acids.